Molecule: messenger RNA, 1332 nt
Organism: Racocetra persica
Lineage: Eukaryota; Fungi; Glomeromycota; Glomeromycetes; Diversisporales; Gigasporaceae
Source: the annotation of a GenBank genome assembly
CUCAUCAAACAAUAGACAGUAUAGAGGCCUUCGACCAUAUCACAUAUUCUACACAUGUUAUUACCAUUAAUGAUGAGUCCAAGACUUGUAAUAUCAUAGACGGUAUGAAACUAGGUAAUAGAUCAGAAGUUCGGAAUGACGUCUCUGAGAACAUAUCAGUAUAUUCAACUAUUUCUCAAGGUCCUUCAGACAUCGCAAUUACUGAAGCUGAACGAUUGUUCUCACUACUUAAAAACCAGAAAGAUAAAAUUGAUAACAUUUUGGAUUCACAUGCUGUAUAUGCAGUGGGUCCUAAAUUUCAGAAUGAUUAUUCCAUGCCUUAUAUUGCUUGUUGGGUUGCUAAUCCUCUCACGGAAUCAAUUAUGGAAAAAAUUUCGGGGUUGUUUAAUCAUGAAUUUGGGGUCGCAUACCAUUUAGUGAAGGCCAAUGAUAACAAUGGGGGCCCAAACAAUACAUCAAAUGCGAGUGGUAACAUAAGUGGUGGUUUUUCAACAACUAAUAGUGAUAUGGUCGAGCGUGAAGGAAAUGAUGAAAACAGUGAUGAUAAUGAUAAUGGUGGAGUCGAAUUUGAGGAUAAAAAAAUAAUUGGAACUGAAGAUAAAAAAAUGUUUCAAUAUUUCAACAUAACUAUUAAACUCUGGGUAAAUGUCAAACUUAAUUCUAAAAAUAAUUCCAGCUCAAGUUUAGAGUUUGAGGUCGACUUAAAUAAUUGCGCAGUGACAGAUUUACUCAGCGAACAAUGUCCGUCUCUAGAUAAUUUUAUUUGCUACUAUAUCGACUCAUUAGAAAUUUGUGCCUCUCCGCUUAAGUCCGACAACGCAUGUAUAAUUAUCCAAAAGCAAAAACACAGUCCACAUAAGUCUAAUAAUGAUAUAACAUCUACAAAAGUCCAUGACAAAGACUAUCUUUUUCAAAUGGAUGUAGGUGCACCGCAAAGUAUCAAAGCAACCUUUGGUGGUGGCACAAAGAAAGGUCGAAGUUUAACGGCAGCAACAAAAGAAUGGGCUAUGAGGGAUACAUUUAGCGGAAUUACUGGCAACAAAUGGUCAUAUCGAUUUACUGAUAGCGAUAUAGGUGAUAACUUGGACAGUAGAGUUAGCAUUAAUACGGAUGUACAUAAGAGUCAUUGGGACAUUGGGAAUAAGAUAGCUGGAUUUCGUGUAACAAUUACGCAGAAAAUGGGAAAUCCAAUCAUAAAAAAACUUAAUUCCGACUUUAAAAAGCAUGCAAAAAAAAAGUGUCACGGAGGGCCAGUAAUUAUUGUUCCUUCAAAAAGCAAUAACCAACCUCAGCAAGAAAAUAAUGAAGGGUUUAUUAGUCGCGGUGUUAAGG